This is a messenger RNA of Aspergillus homomorphus CBS 101889, 2052 nucleotides long. Its product is annotated as putative GABA permease. The transcript has 5 exons. Gene Ontology annotation, cellular component: membrane. The coding region runs from base 283 to 1884 and encodes 533 amino acids. Gene Ontology annotation, molecular function: transmembrane transporter activity. Gene Ontology annotation, biological process: transmembrane transport. The record is from RefSeq and is a predicted model, not a curated record. NCBI's taxonomy places the organism in Eukaryota, Fungi, Ascomycota, Eurotiomycetes, Eurotiales, Aspergillaceae.
ACGCAGGAAAGUAUAGAGGAGAGGAGAGGAGAGGAGAGGAGAGGAGAGGAGUACCUAAUACCGAGUGACAAACAAAACAACCUUCCCUUCCCUCCUCCUCCUCCUCCUCCUCCUCCUCCCACGCCGCUUUCCCUUUUCUGCUCCUCACGUCGCACAAUCAAUUUUACCUGUCAACACCUUGUCAAUACCUGCCAAUGCGUCUCGUUUCCCCCUUUUCGUCCUCUCCGUGGACUUUCAUGUUCAGCCUGGAUCGCAUUCUCCCCCUUCACCCCAUCCAUAAUCAUGGCAACAGCGUCUGGGGGCGAAGGUCUCUCCAGUUCGCGAAAAUGGGAGGAUCUGAUCACAGCAACAGGAUGCCACCCGCUGGAAGUCCUCACGGAAGACAAAGAUGGCGAAAUGGGCACCAGACACGAUCAUACUGAUAUGACUCGCAUGGGCAAGGCGCAGGAAUUCAAGAGGAACCUCCGACCGUUGGCCGCUCUCAGUUUCGCGUCAGUUCUUCAAGCCACCUGGGAGUUUAUCCUGAUAUCGAACACCCAAGGCCUCGAGAAUGGAGGAAUGGCCGGCUUGGUCUGGACCUACGUCUGGACCUUUGUCGGAUUUGGCUUCAUCAUCGUCUCACUAGCGGAAAUGGCAUCCAUGGCGCCUACAUCCGGAGGUCAGUACCACUGGGUUUCUGAGUUUGCCUCUCCACGCUACCAGAAGUUUCUCAGCUAUAUUACCGGGUGGAUGUCCGUUCUUGCGUGGCAAGCCGGAGCAGCAUCCGGAUCUUUCUUAACUGGCACGAUCAUUCAGGGCCUCAUCAGCGUGCAUAACCCGAGAUACGAACCGACAAGAUGGCAAGGCACACUUUUCGUCUUUGCUAUGAUCUUAGUAAUCUACUUCUUCAAUGUCUACGCAGCGAGUUGGAUGCCGCGAAUUCAAAAUGUAUUGCUUGCUCUCCACACUCUAUGCUGGGUAAUUGUGAUCGUGGUGCUGUGGGCCAUGGCCCCUCGCCAAUCCGCAAAGGCGGUGUUCACGGAGAUCAAGACUUAUAGUGGUUGGCAUAGCGCCGGGCUGGCCCUCAUGAUUGGACAGAUAUCAGCCAUCUAUGGGUCGCUGAGCUCUGAUGCCACUGCACACAUGUCCGAGGAAGUCCGCGAUGCCGGUCGCUAUGUGCCCCUAGCCAUUUGUGGUGGGUAUUUCAGCAACGGGAUUCUGGCGCUCAUCACUGUCAUCACCCUGAUGUUUGCCAUGCCCUCCGUCGAAGACGCGUUAAAUGAUCCUACCGGCUUUCCGUUUAUCUAUGUGUUCAAACAGGCUGUCUCAACAGCCGGAGUCAACGGGUUGACCGCCAUUAUUCUCAUACCCGUUAUUUUCAGCAACAUCCUCUUCAAUGCAUCCACAGCUCGCCAAACGUAUGCUUUCGCUCGAGACAAGGGCUUGCCCUUUGCAAAUUGGAUCUCCCACGUGAACCAGAGCUACAAGCUCCCGGUCAAUGCUAUCGCACUGUCCUGCAUUAUCAGCGGCCUCCUCUCGCUCAUCAACAUCGGCUCUGACACCGCAUUCAAUGCAAUUAUAUCACUCAAUGUCGCCGCCCUUAUGUGGACCUACGCAAUCUCAAUCAGCUGCGUGAUGUAUCGCAAGAUCUAUCUUCCCGAUACCCUUCCGCACAGGCGCUGGAGCCUAGGCCGACAUGGUCUCUGGGUGAACGCCACCGGUCUGGUGUACGUUUUCUUUGCUCUCUUCUGGUCAUUUUGGCCUCCGGAGAUCCCCGUCACCUUGAAGAAUUUCAACUGGAGUAUUCUCUUGUUUGUGGGGGUGUUUAUGAUCAGCGUGGGCAUGUACAUGUUUCAGGGAAGGUGGGUAUACAAAGGGCCUGUCGUGGAUGUCAAGCGACUAUAGCGUGGCAUGUCGAUAUAGUAUCCUCUUAGUGGUUCAACUCUGGUUCAGAUUGAGGAUGCCAUGGCCCUCUAUAAUAUAUUCAGACACAUUUCUUGUCGACAACCAAUUCCAGAUCUUGACUUGACUGUGCGGGGUGGUGGUUCACGUGCCGAUCUCUGCCCCUCUCUG